This is a messenger RNA of Tigriopus californicus, 1426 nucleotides long. RefSeq lists its product as uncharacterized. The record is from RefSeq and is a predicted model, not a curated record. NCBI's taxonomy places the organism in Eukaryota, Metazoa, Arthropoda, Copepoda, Harpacticoida, Harpacticidae. Bases 140 to 1195 code for a protein of 351 amino acids. The transcript has 2 exons.
GAGUGAGACAGAGAAAAAAAGGAGAGCGAACGAGGUCGUCUUGAAGUGACAACAAAACGAAGUCAAUUCCCCCCUUGGGUCGAAGGAAGUUCCUUGUCGCCAGAGCGGAUUUCAGAUCGAAGGCCAAAAGAGAAAAGUCAUGAAAUUGAGGAUCUAUCGAACACUUUGGGGAUUGGUCGAUCAAACGGAUGGUAACAAGGCCAAGUCCCCACAUCAUCACUUGGAAACGGCUUUGCCUGCUUUAAAGUCUCUGGGCUAUGAUGGAGUCGAGGCACCCUUGAAGUUCAUCCUCUACUUUGGGAAGGACAAAUUCAAAGACCUCUUGCGUCAACAUGAGCUCAAGGUCAUCAUUAUGGUAUUCACGGACGGACCCAAUGCCCCGGGCGAAGGAAUUCUCUUUGGAGGACCCUAUGAAGGCUUCACUCGUCCCAGUCAACCAGGAGACACCAACAAAGAGGAUUUGAUCGAAACUCACUUCAAGGUGUUUCAUGAGCAAGUGCAAAUGGCCCAGGAGUUCCAGCCCACCCUUAUCAACUCUCAUUCUCUGAAGGAUUACUUUACCGAAGAAAUGGCCGAGCAAUUCUUUUCGAAGGCCUUAGCUUGGCAAAUUGAGAUGGGAUACACGGUUCACCACGAAACCCACCGGAAGAGGUUCCUGCAUUCCCCUUGGCUGAGCCGGCAAUUUGUGCCCAAACACUCUAAUCUCACCAUGGUGGCGGAUUUAUCGCAUUGGAUCAAUGUGGCGGAAACAAGCGCCGACGAUCUGGACCUGACCCAAGUGAUUGAGGACUUUGCUCCCCGGUUCCGUCAUGUUCAUUGCCGUGUCGGUUACGAUCAUGGACCCCAGGUACCGGAUCCCCGCGCCCCAGAAUGGAUUUCGUACAUGGAAGGUCACGAGCGUUGGUGGGAUUACAUCUGGGAAGCUAUGCGCCAACAGGGGAUCGAGGAGGUGACCAUGACCCCAGAGCAUGGACCGCCCAAUUAUCAAAUUUGUCACCCGUAUACUCAAGAGCCGAUGGGUUCAAUUUGGGACAUCAAUCAUUGGGUUGCCCUCAGGCGUCAGGUUCGAUUUGCUGAGCUCUAUGGACUGGAAAAUACCUCAGAUCUAGUGCCCAGUGAAACUCAAGGACUACAUCCACCAACAGUUCCUGGUCAAUCCGUUUUGAAGGAGCUUUCUAGAGUUGGUUUCAAGUAACUCGUGUGGCAGGGGCUCUCCCUUUACGAUGCUAGUUGGUUGGCUUCCGACGAAUUAACAAAGCUCCUCCAAACUUGUUCACAAUAUGUCAUGAGCCACAAUGUGUUCUUUGCAAAUGCAAAUGGGAGCAAGCGUUGGAGCAUGUCUUGAUUGUGUUGGCGAAUUCGAAAAUCUUUUCCUUAAGGUGUAUGAAAUAUCAAACAGGAAAUGGUCGUCUUCUUCUUUCUCCGA